Impatiens glandulifera is the source of this 417-nucleotide messenger RNA. Its product is annotated as non-specific lipid-transfer protein 3-like. Gene Ontology annotation, molecular function: lipid binding. The record is from RefSeq and is a predicted model, not a curated record. The transcript is spliced from 2 exons. Bases 1 to 417 code for a protein of 138 amino acids. Lineage: Eukaryota; Viridiplantae; Streptophyta; Magnoliopsida; Ericales; Balsaminaceae. Gene Ontology annotation, biological process: lipid transport. Gene Ontology annotation, cellular component: membrane.
AUGGCUGCAAUGGUUCUUCCUAAUAUUGGUGCCGAUGUUGUUUGCCAAGACCUUAUCCCUUCAUUGCUUCCAUGUUUAAACUAUUUGACGGCGCCAGGACCCGCACAACCAGGUCCGGGUUGUUGUUCUGCGACUUUAAGUAUAGCCGAGAUUGCUCUUCAAUCUCAAGCCAACCUACAGGGAGUGUGCACAUGUUUCAAAUCAGUCGCAGACUCGGGUUCCUUCCAAAUUAACUUUGGCAACGCGAAAGCCAUCACCAAGCUUUGCAACCUCCCCGUUAAUAUCCCCAUCGAGCCAAGCGUAGACUGCACAGCGCUUACCCUCCCUAAGACUCCUCCAUCUUUAGUUCAUGCUCCAACUCCAGCUCUAUCUCCAAGUUCGGUUCCUUCUCAAGAUUUUGAUGAAUUGUUUCGAUAG